AUGCGUAUUUUACUAUUAUUAUACCUAUUCACUACUUUAACCCCAUCAGUUCGAUCACUUUCUUGUCCGGAAGUAACCCUAUCACAACGGCCGAAACAUUGCAAGAAGGAAUGUAUUGCGGACGAGGACUGCAAGCGACACAAACGAUGUAUGUGCGAUGGAGAAUGCGGUUUGAGCUGUGUGAACCCCAUCGCCAUGUGCCACCCGCUACCCAGUAUUGAGAAUGGAUUUAUCAGAACUGCAGGGGAUUUGAGGUUUGGGUCGAAUGCGGAAUACGGAUGCAACAAAGGAUAUAUUCUGGUUGGAGCAAGUCAGAGAAGAUGUCAAGCGAAUAAAGAAUGGAGCUCAUCACAACCAGUUUGCAGGUUGCAAUUGAAAUGCGGACCACCACCAGAAAUCCCAUUUGCUGUUCACGAUGGAUCUUCAUUUUCUGGGGAGUACGAUUUGGAUGCAGAAGUGGCAUACAAUUGCAUACCAGGAUAUCAUAAAUUCAAUGCGAAAGGUCUUUCCAUUUCCAAAUGUCUUUUAAAUCGAAAAAAUGUUGCACAAUGGUUUGGACCAGACUUGCGUUGCAAAGCAAGAGCUUGCCCAGACCCAGGAGAUAUUGAAAAUGGGAUGAGAGAAGGAGACUCGUUCGAGUACCCUCAUCACGUAAAAUACUCAUGUAAUCCGGGUUUUUUACUUGUCGGAUCAACUUCUCGUCAAUGCUCCAGCAAUGGAGAAUGGACGAAUGAGCCAGCAAAUUGCAAAGCUACCGAGUGCUCCCGCCCUUCUAGCCCUCUACAUGGAAAAGUUGUCGGUAGUUCACUGACUUACCAAUCCGUCGUUACUUACUCCUGCGACCACGGAUACCGAUUAGUUGGUCAGGUGCAGAGAAUUUGUCUAGCUGAAGGAAUAUGGGGUGGGAACGAGCCUAGAUGUGAGGAAAUUCGAUGCCCCGUCUUGCCUGCCCUCCCGAAUGGAUACAUCGAGGGGAGUGAGACCUCCUUUGGUGCGGUGGCCGUUUUUAGAUGUCUUGAAACGAUGACUCAUGAAGGGGCCAGCAAAGCUAAAUGCAUGGAAGAUGGACAGUGGAGUGCUCCUAUGCCUAGAUGUCUAGCUUCUUGCCGAGUACCAAAUAUUCAAAAUGGAAAAAUUAAAGAAAAGAGUGAAGGCCAACUAAUUGCAUCUGGAUCCAAAGUGAUUGUUGAAUGCAAUAAACAACACGAGGCAAAUAUUGAUGAACGGCUCAUUUGUAGUAAUUCCACUUGGUCACAUGUCCCAGUUUGUAGCCCUUUAAGCUGUCACAACUGGCCACCAAGAGUACCCCAUGCUAGAAUUCUUUUCUCAAAGUCUUCUCACGGAUCCAUUGCAAAAUACGAGUGCAAUAAUGGAUACCAUCCGAAUAGAAACAACCAAAUUAUCAAAUGCCUCUAUGGAGAAUGGACAAAAGAUGGGCCACCAAUGAAGUGUCUACCUAGCUGGUGUGAGCACCCCAGCAAAACCUAUGGAACACUUCCGGGCGGUCAAAUCCUACUAGAAGGGAUUCUAGGAGCUUACGAGUUCCAAAGCUACAUCCAGAAGGUCGAGGAAGGUCGCGCGAUCAGUUUUCAGUGCAGUAAAGGAAAUUAUUUGAUAGGACCACCAAAAGGAACAUGUGUGAAUGGAGAAUGGAUGCCGAAAGUGUCCCCAAAAUGUGUGUCACAAACUCAUCCUAUGAUUGAAGGAAAAAUUCUAUGGGAUCGAAAGAAGCGAAGCUUACCGAGUAGACUGAGGCGGGAAAUCGUGGAAGAUGAAAUGUCUUAUAAUCGUCAGCUGAAUGGAAAAUGUUUACUGGUUCCGGGAAAGUUAGAAAGGAUGAUUGUGCAGCAUUCGGAGAAUGGAAUUUCGGUGAUUUGCAGGGACGGAUACGAGUUUGCUAGCGAGCGGAUCGUUGGAAAAUCCACGUGUAUUGACGGGAAAUGGCAACCUGAAAUUGCCGAGUGCAUACCAAAAUCAUGUCGAGUGCCAAUUCGACUACAUGUGUUUUUCUUAAAAUCGGGUACAUCACAAAUAUUACAAUCAAAUGAUGUUGUCGAAGACGGGACGAUUGCUCAGAUGGCUUGCCUACGUGGAUUUCAUUUGAGUGGAAAUGGAGUUUUGGAAUGUGUCAAAGGAGAACUCAAAGAGCAAUUGGGACAUUGUGUGCCACAGGAAUGUGUAUUGUCUGAACUGAUUGUUGGAAAAUAUAACACCACAGCUGAAACGGUGAAAAAUGGGGAGAACGUAUUGUUAAUGUGUACUGGAACCAAUGUGACUAUCACUUGUUCUAAGGGAAGUCUGAAUCCAACACCUUCCUGUCAUGAAAACGAGUCUCGCUUCUGCAUUGCCCCCCAAGACACUACACCGGCAAUUAUCUACAGGUAUCAUGGUCUGAAAAAGACUCAUAUUGAUAGGUACCAAUCAGCAUAUCCAAAUGGGACGAUUUUCCAAUUUAAGUGUAACGAUAAAGAGGAAGCAGGUGGUAUUGAAUGCGUCAAUGGAGAAUGGGUUAGCAAUUUACUGCCGUGUGGUGAUUACUGCCAACAUUACCGCCUGGAAAUCGCCAAGCAACGAAGAAAUGUGUGCACCACUGAGACUGGAAGGAAACCAAAAAAUAUUCAAUGUGAAUUAUGUACCCCAUCCAAUGCAUCUUUUUGCUCAUGGAACCAUAUUGAAUGUAAGCGGAUUGUUCAGACUUCAGUUGGCUGCUCCACGAGUGAUUCCGCAGAAACGGUUCCCAUAAAGUGUCGGCGAGGAAAGUGGGGAUACAAAAAGAAGUUGAAUUGUUCAAAAAGUAAGUGUUAUUUGAGUUUUAUUUUGGUGAGAUUUCUAUUUUAUACUUCAGUUGAAACGACAUGCUCUCUCAAAAUGAACAUCAAUUCGCACACUGUAAUUUAUCAUGUACAAAAGAAGGAAACCGUUUUAUUCAACCAAAAUUUCGAAUCAGGAUCCAAAUUAUUGUUCCGCUGUGCUAACAUUGGUCUCGAACAGUUACAUGGAAAAAAGGAGUUGCAGUGUUACAAUGGAGUAUGGAGCAGCCCAAUACCUUAUUGUAUACCUAUAAUGGCUAGUGGAACCAGUGUACCUAUAAAGUAUUCCGUCACCUAUGGCACUCACGCCAUCUCAUCGAAGGGCGAACUGAUUGUAUCCAGAGCGGCAAAUGUGAAAUUGGCAUGUCUCACUGAGAAAGUGGCAUCGGAUCCAAUCUGGAAAGUCACUUCCACUUACCGCUCUUAUCCAACACAGUGGACUAAAGCAAAGACUGGAGAUUACGAUGAUAUCGAUGGUUUUGAAGUGUCAAUUGCUAGUGCGCAACCAUUUGACAGCGGAAUGUUGCACUGUGUACUACCUAACGGUGCUCGGAACUCUAUAAAACUUGUGGUUAAUGAGGACAAAUGCGCUCUUCCUUCUUCUUCACCAAACCUUCAAAUUGAUUUGUCGAGCCCAACUCUUUUUGUGGGCACUGUUGUUCAAUUCUCGUGUCCAUCAGGAUACUUUGUUGAGGGAAACUCAAUUUCCACCUGCUUAGAAGAUACCACAUGGAGUCAUCCGGUACCCAAAUGUGUUGCUGCACAAUGCCCAGCCGUUUUUGUGAAUGGAACACGAAUGACAGUUACAGUAACCUCGUACCGAACUGGAGGUGUAGCUCAUUUCAAAUGCCAUAAAGGAUUCACACUGAUCGGUGAACGAAACCUCCAUUGCACUAAUCAAGGAGUUUGGAGUCACGAUUUUCCCCACUGCAACGUCGUCAACUGCCCGCCGCUUCUGCCACCUGCAAAUGGUCAUUUUAUCGGCGAGCCUAGAGAAAUCUACACAAAAGGAGACAUUGUUCUGCUUGGAUGCCUUCCAAACUACAUGUUGACCGGCGGCGACUUCUCCGUCUGUCAAGCCGAUGGAGAAUGGAGCGAGAUCAAGACUAAAUGCGAUGGAUACUGUAGGCAUCCCGGGCAGCCUGAUCAUGGAGCCACUACUACAAUCGCAAAGGAUUAUUAUUCUAUUGGAGAGAAAAUUGUUUUCUAUUGCCCUUCCCAAAACUACAAAUUAAGUUCUGACAACGUUUUAAUCUGCACCUCGCCUGGUCAAUGGUCGCGACGUCUUCCACUUUGUCUGCCAUCGAAUUCCUGA
Messenger RNA from Caenorhabditis briggsae, 4125 nucleotides. RefSeq names its product Protein CBR-LEV-9 (gene Cbr-lev-9). The transcript has 26 exons. Gene Ontology annotation, cellular component: extracellular region. Lineage: Eukaryota; Metazoa; Nematoda; Chromadorea; Rhabditida; Rhabditidae. The coding region runs from base 1 to 4125 and encodes 1374 amino acids. Gene Ontology annotation, molecular function: peptidase inhibitor activity. The record is from RefSeq and is a predicted model, not a curated record.